GUACGCUUCGGCUCGGGCCAGUGACAAAAAGGCUUAAGAGCAUCCCGUCUGGCUGUGGCUGCCUGAACCUGAAUCAUCCUUAGUUGGCUGACAAUCUGCACCUAUUUCUGAAAUUUGGCCCCUGGACCGCAUCAAAUUGACACUCUAAACAUUGUCUUCGUUACGUCUGUCUCACAAUGGGAUCAAUGCCAGGCUUCAGUGUUCAGCCUUUUAAGAAUGGUUUGAAAUUCGGCGCAGAGAUCCACGGGCUUGACAUCAAUAACAUGACGGGCAAGUUGAAGUUUUCUGCUGCCAAUAGAAUGUCAGAUUCUCAUGAUCAACUAGACGCCGAUGUCGAGAAUUUACGUGAGACAAUCCAGAAGUACUUUGUUGUCGUCGUCAAAAACCAGCAGAAUGAGCUCCCGAGCAAGAACUGGGAGCUCUUGCAAAAGCUUGAUCCUGGGGCGCCUGAAUUCACGGACGAGGAGUGGGCCAAGUUCUACAACCCAGAGGGCAAAGGAAUUCUGGCCAAGCUAGGCUACAAUGCGAUCCCCAAUGCUGGGCGUCUCUACCUCAUGGGCAAAGGAUACCAGGGCAAGGAUCACUAUGGGCUGAAAAACGUUGAAAUCAACGAAGCGUUUGCGGAUGCCUACUAUUCCAAGCCUCUGCCCCUGGAGGAUUUCAAGAAAGGUGUUGCGCGCUUCCAGUCCUGGCACAUGGACGGCCCGCAAUAUAACAUCAACCCCCCCAAGUUCAGCUCCUUUCGCAGCAUUCGAGUGCCCCAAGGGGAGCAAACUGUCGAAUGGGCUGAUGGCUCUGGCAUGACCAUGAAGAUCAAGCCUGGACGCACUGCCUUCAUUAGCACAGCUCAGAUGUACGACGUGCUCAGCGAAGACGAGAAGAGGAUGGCCGACCACAGCUGGUGCGAGUACAUGUACUACCCGUACGAGUGGAUUCUGGGCUGCCGUGGGAAUCCCAACGGGCUCAACGUUGCUUGCGAAGGCAGAGAGGUGCCGGAGGAAGUUAUGGAGUCUAUGCCCAGAGAUCCUAAACAUCAGCAAAUUCUUCCAAUGGUAUGGGUGAACGAAGUUACCGGCGGGAAACAUUUCCAGGUGCAGCCGAAUAUUGUGCGCCGGCUCUUCAUCCGUAGCGGACCCGACGAGAAACCCAGAGUCAUUGAUGAUAUCAAGGAGGUGCGAGACUUCCUCACGAACAUCCAGGGUCGGAUUCUUCGGCCGGAAAACGUCUACGUCGGCCCUGAAGACGAAGGAGACCAUCUCUUUUGGUACAACUGGGGUGUGAUGCACUCCAAGAUUGAUUAUCCCGUCGAAUAUGGAGUCAGAACGGCUCACCAAGGUUGGCUUCCCGGGAGUAAGGCGCCCAAAGGCCCAGUGCCUAUCCCGGGACACUAAUGAACGAUCAAAGGAAGUGUUUGCGGACUGAACCCUUAACUCCAGGUUUAACACCCAAUAGAAUAACUCGCAGUCUGUACCUCUAUUUAACUUGUUGACUUUGUGCUUCACAUCCAAACGGAUAAUUUCUGCAGCUAAAGUGCUAGGAAAUGAAAUGGGGAAAAGAUGAAAAGGAAGAUACCAAACUGUCUCC
Messenger RNA from Colletotrichum destructivum, 1584 nucleotides. RefSeq names its product Putative TauD/TfdA-like domain, taurine dioxygenase TauD-like superfamily. Bases 177 to 1391 code for a protein of 404 amino acids. Gene Ontology annotation, molecular function: oxidoreductase activity. The transcript has 4 exons. Lineage: Eukaryota; Fungi; Ascomycota; Sordariomycetes; Glomerellales; Glomerellaceae. The record is from RefSeq and is a predicted model, not a curated record.